Messenger RNA from Brassica oleracea var. oleracea, 2039 nucleotides. RefSeq names its product pentatricopeptide repeat-containing protein At1g68980, mitochondrial. The record is from RefSeq and is a predicted model, not a curated record. The transcript has a single exon. The coding region runs from base 70 to 1908 and encodes 612 amino acids. Lineage: Eukaryota; Viridiplantae; Streptophyta; Magnoliopsida; Brassicales; Brassicaceae. Gene Ontology annotation, molecular function: protein binding.
UAGCUCCAAAAACCCUCCUUUGAGUCCCACUCGGAGACAAAGAGACGAAGACGAGACCUUGAUCUCUGAAUGUUGAGAAGAACUCUAACUUUACUCCCACCACGAAGAAGACCCUUCUCUUCUUCGCCUAAAACCCUAACCCAACUCCAAAGAUCCUCCUUUGAAUCCUCUCUCCACAAUUCCCUAACCGCCCACGACACCGAUCAAGCAUGGAAGCUCUUCCGCUCCUUCGCCGCCGCGUCUUCUCUCCCGGACAAGCCUCUCCUCAACUCCCUCAUCACCCACUUAUCCUCCUCCCUCCACGGCGUCGGCGACACUCCCCUCAAGCACAGGCUCAAGCGCGCAUUCGUCUCCGCCGCUUACGUCAUCGAGAAAGAUCCCACCUUUCUCGAAUUCGACACUCUCCUCGCGCUUCUCCAAUCCAUGAGACUCGCCAAAGCUGCAGCGCCCGCGCUGGCGUUGGUGGAGUGUAUGUUCAAAAACAGGUUCUUUGUUCCCUUUGAUCUCUGGGGAGGAUUGGUUAUCGACAUCUGCCGCGAAAGUGGAACCUUGGCUUCGUUUCUCAAGGUGUUUAAGGAAAGCUGUAGACUUUCAACGGAUGAGAAGCUUGGUUACAUGAAACCUGACUUGGCCGCGUGUAACGCGGCUCUUGAAGCGUGUUGUUUGCAGAUGGAGUCUCUGACCGAUGCUGAGAGUGUGAUUGAGUCUAUGUCUGUGAUUGGUGUGAAGCCUGACGAGUCCACCUUUGGGUUUCUUGCUUACUUGUACGCAAGAAAGGGGCUCAAGGAGAAGAUAAAGGAGCUUGAGAGUUUGAUGGAUGGUAGUAAGAGAGUUCUUUACUCAAAUUUGAUCAGUGGAUAUGUUAAGAUUGGUGAUUUAGAUAGUGUUUCUCAUGUUGUACUACAAAGUCUUAAAGGAGAUUGUAGCUUCGGUGAGGAAACGUAUUGUGAAAUUGUGAAAGGGUUUAUUGAGAGUAAAAGCGUCAAGAGUUUAGCAACACUGAUUAUUGAAGCUCACAAGUUGGAGUCUCUGUCUACUGAAUCUGACAAGUCAGUUGGGUUUAGUAUUGUAAACGCUUGUAUUGAUCUCGGAUUCUCAGGUAAAAGUAUACUCUAUGAGAUGGAUGCUCAGGGAGGAUCAGGUGGGAUCGGUGUGUAUGUACCGAUCUUAAAAGCCUAUUGCAAAGAGAACAAAACAUCUGAAGCAACUCAGCUGGUUACAGAGAUCAGCAGCACUGAAGUUCAGCUAGAUGUCGAUACCUAUCAAGCUCUGAUCGAAGCUUCCAUGACCAAACAGGAUUUUGUAUCUGCGCUGACAUUGUUUAGGGACAUGAGAGAGACAAGAGUAACUGAUCUGAAAGGGAGCUACUUAAUAAUCAUGACAGGUCUCCUUGAGAACCAGAGACCAGAGUUAAUGGCAGCGUUCGUGGAGGAAGUUUUGGAAGAUCCUCGAGUAGAAGUGAAGUCACAUGAUUGGAAUUCGAUUAUUCACGCCUUCUGUAAAUCAAGGCGCCUAGAAGACGCAAAGAGGACGUUUAGAAGGAUGGUGUUCCUUCAGUAUGAGCCGAACCACCAGACGUACUUGUCGUUGAUCAAUGGAUACGUGAGCUGCGAGAGGUACUUUGAGGUUGUGGUGUUGUGGAAAGAGUUCAAAGAGGGGAAAGCAAAACUGGACCAUGCUCUUGCGGAUGCGUUCUUGAAUGCGUUGGUCAAGGGAGGAUUUUUUGGCACGGCGAUGCAAGUGGUGGAGAAGUGUAAGGAGAUGAAGAUAUUCGUGGAUAAGUGGAGGUACAAGGCAGCGUUCAUGGAGGCUCUGAAGAAGCUUAGAUUGCCAAAGUUGAGGAAGAGGAAGAUGAAGAAGGUUGAGUUUCUUGAUGCCUUUAGGAACUGGGUUGGCCUUACCACAUGAAUAAUUCUCUCAAAGACAAAAAGACCUUAAACUUGUCUGUUGAUGUCUCUUGGACAUACAUAAAUCUCAAAGUAAACUGUAGUAUCUUUGGUUCAAAGAAGUCUGAAAUUCAAAACAUUAAAUUGAAUCUU